Lolium perenne is the source of this 742-nucleotide messenger RNA. RefSeq names its product protein ELF4-LIKE 3-like. Gene Ontology annotation, biological process: positive regulation of circadian rhythm; entrainment of circadian clock. The record is from RefSeq and is a predicted model, not a curated record. NCBI's taxonomy places the organism in Eukaryota, Viridiplantae, Streptophyta, Magnoliopsida, Poales, Poaceae.
UCCCCCCCCACCACGCUGAGCACCCAUCUUCCUCCUCCUCCUCCCACUCGCAGAACUAGAUCAGGGAUCGAUGGAGAACGGCAACGGCGUCGGCGGGGAGGCGGUUCCGAACGGGGGAGGAGCCGGGAACGGGAAGGUGGUGCAGGCGUUUGAGCGGUGCUCCGGGCAGGUGCAGGAGAUCCUGGAGCACAACCGGAUGCUGAUCCAGGAGAUCGAGCAGAACCAGGAGUCCGGCGAGGACGUCGGCCUGAACCGCAACGUGGCCCUCAUCCGCGAGCUCAACAGCAACAUCGCGCGCGUCGGCAGCCUCUACUCCGACCUCUCGGCUGCCUUCGCCAAGGGCACCCCCGCCGCCAGGGCCGCCGACGCCGCCAAGGGGUACAACAAGCGGUCGCGCCCACCCCAGUAGAAGUUCUUCUAGAUGAACCAUCCAUCCAUGCCGGCAGCAACCCCGUUUGCUUUCUCUCUUCAGUUUAGAGCCGGUCCCCAUUUGAUGAAUCUUGUUUUCUUCUUCUGCUUAGCUUUUCAUGUGUCGUUAUUUUAGCGUCGAGAGCUGAGACAUGGCUUCCCCCAUGGGCAGCUUCUUGUCAGACAAGAGUGUCAAACAAAGAUGCAGGCAGCAGCAGUGUGCGACUAUAUCGGUCUGUACUCCUAUGUGUGUUCGUACUGAUGGCUUACUGGCGCAUGUGUCCUUCAAUCAGUUCAGAUCCGAUGAAAUGGAAUGGAAUGAAUAAUGAUUGCA